Molecule: messenger RNA, 1249 nt
Organism: Leguminivora glycinivorella
Lineage: Eukaryota; Metazoa; Arthropoda; Insecta; Lepidoptera; Tortricidae
Exons: 2
Coding region: 111-989 (292 amino acids)
Molecular function (GO): protein binding
Source: RefSeq, a predicted model, not a curated record
CCGCCUACUCCGCAUAGUGGCCUAGUGCAGUGUGCAGUGCAACCGACGUAUAUCGAAUUUUACAAUUUAUUUUAUUUGCUUUUAGUAAUUAAAUUAUCUAACUAACAAUUAUGGCUCCCACUUACAUUACAAACAGGUGCAUAGUGGAAACACAACUGCGAGGGCCAAUGCUAAAGGUAGUACUAUCAGUUAUGAGAUUUGAAGAUGAUGCCAAUGAAAUUGUCACCAACAAUUAUAUAAAUGGGAUGGCUUUAGUUGUUGUAAGCAUGAGGCCUCUAAAAACACCUGAAUUCCAUCUUCAAGUCAAUGUUAAAAUAAAGAAGACUAUUCAGGCAAAGAAGAAAACAGUCUCACUGAAUGUGACCGCAGAAGGCUUCAACAAGGAAAUACUUUGUCAGGAUGACUGGCUUGAAUUUCAAAUACCAACCAAAAAGUAUGACGGUUUUUUAAGCAAAAAAAGUAACAUUUUUUUAUAUACAAUUACAAUCAAUUUUGUAAUACAAGAUGCAACACAUUCUGUUGUAUGCAAUGAACAUUAUAAAGAACUUUAUGAAGAAACAGAGUUCACAGACUUCAAACUUCAGGCGGAAGAUGGUACCGUGCCGGUGCACAAGAGUGUAUUGUUCGUACACAGUGAGAUGUUCCGAGCCAUGCUGAAAGGACAAUGGAAAGAGACGGGACAAGGUAGCAUCGACAUGGUAGGAGUCACAGUAAAGACCCUGCAGUGCUUAAAGGCAUACAUGUACUUGGGGACCAUUCCAAAUACAGAGUUAGAAUUAAAACCACUAUUACUGCUGGCUAGACGGUGCCUGAUGGACAAGUUGGCAGCGGGCUGCAUCGAGAAACUGAUUGCAACUGCGAAGUUGGACACGUUGGAUGGGCUGAUUGAAUACGCUGUUCAAAACAACAUACCUGAAUUGAUAAAAGGAAUAGUUUUAAGAACUCCCGAUAAUGCUUUAGGCAAAAUCAGUAUGGUAACAUUUAUUUAGUGCGUAGUCUGUGCCGAUGGAAAGUUUCCAAAAUUCUGAAAUUUUCACAUAUGAAAACUUCGGGAACCUUCCAUACUUUGUAUGGAUGGAAACUUUUCAUUUCAUAAAUUUAUAUUUCCCUUAUUUUUCGUGAAUUUUUCAUGAAACUUAAGAUUUUUAAGGAAAGUUUCUGCAACUUGCACAUCACUAGUUGGCUUCUUGUUCAAUUUAAGACUCACUAUAAAAGUUUCAGUUUUAUUUUUAAGAUUAAAAAAGCAGGA